UUUAAAGCACAGCAGUUUGUCUCUGUUUUACUACCUCAGCCAAGUCAAGAAGAUAAGUUCAUUUCUUAUGUUGGAUGUGCUUUUGUUCUGAAGGCGCUGCACUUUUUGCAUCUGCUUGUUUCCCAACUUUCAGUAGAUAUCUUUUUCAUCGACUGGGAGCGUCCAAAAGGGAAGGUUCUUAAGGCAGUAGAAGGAGAAAAUGGCAUAAGAAGUGUUUCUGCACCAGUCAGCAUAUGGAGAACAUAUUUCAUAGCAAAUGAGUGGAAUGAAAUUCAGACCAUUAGAAAAAUAAAUCCUCUCUUCCAAGUGCUUGCUGUUCUCUUCUUUUUAGAGGUUGUAGGAUUUUCAAAUUUAGCCUUAAUGGAUUCAUCUUCUGGUCUAACUCGAAACCCUGAAAGUUACAUAGCACCCUGGAGCCGCAUUUUGAGAUAUGGUAUAUCCACUGUACUUUGGCUAUUGAUUGCUGUAAUUCAGGUGAUAUAUUUUUCUGUCAUUCAUGAAAGAUUUAUCGAAGAUAAGAUCAGACAGUUUGUUGAUUUAUGCUGCAUGAGCAAUAUUUCAGUUUUCCUAUUGUCAGACAGAUGUUUUGGGUACUACAUUCAUGGGCGAUCUGUGCAUGGCCAUUCAGAUACAAAUAUGGAAGAGAUGAAUAUGAACCUAAAAAGG
Molecule: messenger RNA, 666 nt
Organism: Protobothrops mucrosquamatus (brown spotted pit viper)
Lineage: Eukaryota; Metazoa; Chordata; Lepidosauria; Squamata; Viperidae
Product: meckelin-like
Exons: 7
Biological process (GO): cilium assembly
Cellular component (GO): MKS complex; ciliary transition zone
Source: RefSeq, a predicted model, not a curated record